Salvelinus sp. IW2-2015 is the source of this 1065-nucleotide messenger RNA. RefSeq names its product popeye domain-containing protein 3-like. Gene Ontology annotation, cellular component: sarcolemma. Gene Ontology annotation, molecular function: cAMP binding. Gene Ontology annotation, biological process: skeletal muscle tissue development; heart development; striated muscle cell differentiation. The record is from RefSeq and is a predicted model, not a curated record. Lineage: Eukaryota; Metazoa; Chordata; Actinopteri; Salmoniformes; Salmonidae.
UUGUGGAAUUUCGCUCUCUUUGGGGUAUGUGCAGUUCAAGUUGUGCAUGUCGCCUACCGGCUGAGGAACGUUACUUUCGAAAAGGAGUUUCAAGAUCUGUACAGCUACCUGUUCAAAAAGCUGGGGGUGUCGCUCACCCACUUCGGCAAGAUAGUCGCCUGUUGUGAAGGGGACAUCCACACUAUAGAGAAAGACCACUGUUUUGCCAUGGAGGGCAAGACUGCUAUUGAUAAGCUGUCUGUUCUUCUGUCCGGCAGAAUUCGUGUGACAGUAAAUGGAGAGUUUUUACAUUACAUCUAUCCUUUCCAGUUUCUCGAUUCACCUGAAUGGGACUCUCUCCGGCCGUCAGAGGAGGGACUUUUCCAGGUGACCCUGCGUGCAGAUAAUUGCUGUAGGUACGUUUCUUGGAGACGUAAGAAACUGUACCUACUCUUUGCCAAACACCGCUACAUCGCCAAGGUCUUUGCGCUCGUGGUGCGGAAUGACAUCGCGGACAAGCUGUACUCCCUCAACGACAAGGCUUUCGACAGCCGCGGGUUCCGAUAUGAUCUCCGGUUACCCACCUACUGUCACGUGCCCCCGUUGCCUGAAUUAGACCGGACAGAUGCGUUCCUACGAGUCCCAGCGCAAUAUGACCAUGGACACCGUGCCCGUGUCCCUAUAACUAUAACAGCACCGAAAGAGACUGUCUCGUGACUGGAACGGAACUUUUUAAUGUUUGUUUUUCAUUAAUGGAUGUUGUUUUUGUCUGUUUGUUAUCCUCAAGUGCUUAGGCUAUAGAUGGGGCAUAAGCUAUGUAAUUUACGCAUCAACAUAGAAUACAUUGUAGCACAUCAAGUAACCCUCCACUUGGUUUGCGAGACAUGUGUGUGGGAGUGUGAGAGAGAWUUUCUCUGCAUCAAAAUACCAGUGAAAUGUUACCCCUGAUUCCUGCUUAUGUUUUAUAGUGCACUUUACUACCUGCCUGUCUUAAAUUGAGACUGUAUGUUCAAUGCCUUACUGAGUUUUUUUGGUCAAUAUUUGUGUUUAAUCAUAAAAAAUUAUUAACAAUGCAAUGUAACCCUA